AUGCAUUUCACUAAAGCCAUCCAGGCCGCCUUUGUGCUGGCAGUCUCCCUUCCUGUGAACGCAUGGAACAGACUUGACAAAGACAACGCUGCUCUUCUUGUCAUUGAUCACGAGGUUGGUCUGUCUAUGCUCGUGCGUGACUACAGCACCAAUGACUUCCGUAACAACAUCCUCGCCCAUGCCGCUCUCGGAAAUGUCUUCAACCUGCCCACUGUCCUGACUACCUCUUCUGACUCCGGUCCCAACGGAUUGAUGCUCAAGGAGAUCAUGGAUAUGCACCCUAACGCGACCCUAGUCCGUCGCCAAGGCGAGGUCAAUGCCUGGGACAACAAGGACUUCCGUGCUGCUGUCAAGGCCCUCGGAAAGAAGCAGUUGAUCAUUGGUGGAAUUGUGACUGAAGUCUGCACCUCAUUCCUGGCCCUUUCUCUCAUCGAUGAGGGAUACGAGGUCUACGCCAACACUGAUGCGAGUGGAACCUUUGACACUCGUCUUGCUGCAGAUGCCAACCGCCGGAUGGAGAAGGCCGGUGUCACUCUCAUGGGUCUCUUCGCCAUCGCUUGCGACCUCAUGCGUGACUGGAGACACACCCCUGGCCUGACCGAGCUGCUUCCCUUCCUCGACAAGUAUCAAUUCGCCUACGGCCUGGUUGCCCGUCACCAUGCUGGUUCCAUCGUGAAUGGCACCCUUGCUGCCAUCGAGGAGACAUUGAUCUAA
Messenger RNA from Penicillium longicatenatum, 714 nucleotides. Its product is annotated as putative isochorismatase family hydrolase. The record is from RefSeq and is a predicted model, not a curated record. The coding region runs from base 1 to 714 and encodes 237 amino acids. NCBI's taxonomy places the organism in Eukaryota, Fungi, Ascomycota, Eurotiomycetes, Eurotiales, Aspergillaceae. The transcript has 4 exons.